Molecule: messenger RNA, 2271 nt
Organism: Exophiala bonariae
Lineage: Eukaryota; Fungi; Ascomycota; Eurotiomycetes; Chaetothyriales; Herpotrichiellaceae
Exons: 2
Coding region: 1-2271 (756 amino acids)
Biological process (GO): DNA-templated transcription; regulation of transcription by RNA polymerase II
Cellular component (GO): chromatin
Molecular function (GO): RNA polymerase II cis-regulatory region sequence-specific DNA binding; DNA-binding transcription factor activity, RNA polymerase II-specific; zinc ion binding
Source: RefSeq, a predicted model, not a curated record
AUGGAAGUCCCCGAUCCAACCUCUUUGAGCUCGCCAGGCUUUGGGCAAGCCACCAACUACUUGUCCUCAACCAACAACCAGAUCGCGGGACAUGCAACGAAUAAUCAUGACCUCUCCUUUGCAACGUUGCUCAUGGCCGCGGAGCAUGCGAGACCACAAGCUCACCCCACUGUCACUGAGCCUAUAUUUCAUACUCAGGAGCAGUUUCUAGCUGGAUCAAGUGUUCAGACUUCCCUUCCAACAACGUCCAAUGGCCUCAAUGGCCUCAAUGGCAUUGGUGGUUUGAACGGGUUCGACUUUGACGACUCAUUACAGGAUCUCGCUAAUUUCAUGGAUAACGGGGCAUUAUCUUCAUAUCAUUUCUCAUCAUUAAUCAGUGCAGAGCAACCAAUUCCCUUCUUCUCACCCGAGUCUCUCCAUCAGACGGGAGAUUUGUUCCCAACGAACGAGACUACGAUUCAGCCACGUCCCAGCCAGUCACUCGAGCAGCCAGAAGAUUCUAGUUCAUUUUCGAGGUUCGGAUCACGGCUACCGUCACUACAACCAGAAGAAAGUCCCUCCGCGCCUCAGAACGAGCAACAUGCACAAAAAGCUCUUUCUGACCUCAACACCGAUGAUAGACAAGCAGUCGCAGUCAAGUUAUCCGAGUUUUCUCAUGCGAUCCCUGCCAAUUUCCAGCUGCCUUCAAGGCUGGCUCUUUCGAGAUACCUAGCAGGUUAUGUAAAUGGCUUCCACGAACACUUGCCGUUUCUUCAUAUACCUACCAUUUCUGUUCACAAUUGUUGUAUUGAACUUAUUCUCGCCAUGGCUGCCGUAGGGGCUCAGUAUUGCUUCGAAGGCCAGAAGGGAGUCGAAUUAUUCCAUGUCAGUCAGUCCAUCGCCAUGCAGAGGAUUCGCCAACGCGAUGCAAGGCUCGCCGGCUCUCACAACACGUCUUCAUCAUUAUCUCCGUAUCAAGGGCGAGUAAGGACUAGUGAGAUACUGACAACGGGCGAGACACCACGCAGCGGAUCUAUGUCUGGCUGUCUGGGACUACCCUCUCAACCGGAUCCAGAUUCUGGUGUUCAGAAGGAAGAUCUCAUACAAACAGCUCAGGCCCUCUUGCUCCUCAUGGCAAUGGCAACCUGGGCUAAACACCGUGAGAUCCUUCGAGAAGCGCUCGCCAUCCAGAGCGUUCUCGCCACACUGGUCCGCGAUGAUGGUUUCAAGUCUCCUCCAAUGGCUGAUGACAUCAGUUGGCCAGAAUGGAUCAGGAGGGAGACAACCAAAAGAACCAAGUUCAUUGUUUUCUGCUUCUUCAACCUCCAUACAAUCGUUUACAACAUACCAUCUUUGAUUCUUGCUUCCGAAGUCGACCUCGACCUACCGUGUAACGCAUCCGAGUUCAAAGCAUCAACUGCGACCAAGUGGAAAGAGCUCCGUACUCGCUCCUCUCCCGAAGUGAGUUUCCAGACGGCUAUUCAUCGCCUCUUCUCUCGCUCAGUGAAUGACGCCAACACCUACAAUUCUUCAUUGGGCAACUAUGUCCUCGUCCACGCCUUGCUCCAGCAUAUUUUCUUUGUUCGACAAAUCUCUCGAUAUCGACUUGACUAUGGUGGCGAACUUCGUGCGGAUGACGUUGCCGCCAUCGAACAAGCUCUCCGCAAUUGGCAGCUCGCAUGGAAGCGCAACCCAGAGUCAUCUCUCGACCCGAUGAAUCCCAAUGGUCCAGUGACGUUCAAUUCGACUGCUCUCUUGCGCCUCGCUUACAUCCGACUCAAUGUAGAUCUCGGCCCAGGACGAGCACUAGAUACCAGGGAUCCUAUCCAAAUCGCCAAUGCGUUUCGUGACAGUCCUUCGGUCAAACGUACACCCAAACUUGUCCGAGCAGUUCUCCACUCGGCCCAUGCACUCAGUAUACCGGUCAAGAUUGGGAUUCAUCUCGUGGCUCAGACACAAACCUUCAUGUGGUCCAUACAGCACUCGCUCUGCACGCUUGAAUGUGCAUUUCUCCUGAGCAAAUGGCUUGAAGCACUUAGCCUUCGGAAUUCGGGACCGGUUGUAACUCAUGAUGAACAGAAGAUUGCGACGUUGGUGAAGACCAUGUUGGAUGAAACGGAGUUUGCUAUGCCGGAUGAUGUGCCGAUGGAAUCACCUGCCGCAAUGAAAUAUUUGAGUGCUGGAGUUCUGCGAGUAUGGGCUCAAGUGUUCCGCGGUGCACAAACCUGGGCCAUUGUCGACGUGAUCGGGACAAGUCUCAAUAUAUACGCCGAUAUGCUUGAAGCUGACUGA